Molecule: messenger RNA, 2896 nt
Organism: Zea mays
Lineage: Eukaryota; Viridiplantae; Streptophyta; Magnoliopsida; Poales; Poaceae
Product: ZmIQD14
Exons: 6
Coding region: 255-1757 (500 amino acids)
Molecular function (GO): protein binding
Source: RefSeq, marked validated
ACUGCUGCGGCAGUAAUGGCCGCCUGGUUCUCCCACGGCGUCUACUAGCGAUACACCGAGACCACUUUUCUCUUGCUUCCUUCGACCCCGCCCCCUCCGGCCUCCGGAUCGCGCACCGCGCCUGCCCUCCACCCAAAACCGCUCCGGAGCCUUUGCGAAGCGGCGCCGCUUACUGGCCGGCAAGGCGACCCCGUCUCUCGGCGGCCUGCGUUGAUCUGGUUGCUGCUGUUGAGGUGGGCAGAGCGGCGGCCGCGAUGGGCAUCUCGGCGAGGUGGCUCAAGUCAUUAGUUGGGCUGAGGAAGGUGGAGCAGCAGCCGCGUAAGGAGAGUGCAGAUGUUGGACGAAUGAAUCAGCGCUCUCAAGAUGACAGCAGCAUUGCUGCACAAGAAGAAAUUCCAGAGGUUCCUUAUGGAAAUGAUCCACCUGAAGAUGAUUCUAAUGCACCUUCAUGCUUGGAACCCACUUAUAGUUCAGCUGAUGUGCCACUGUUUCAAACUGAAGAGGAACUGAAAGAGAUCUGGGCUGCUACAAUUAUUCAGACAACAUUCAGAGCUUUCCUGGCUAGGAGAGCCCAUCGAGCUUUAAAAGGGUUGGUUAGGCUUCAAGCCCUUGUAAGAGGUCACAUAGUAAGAAAGCAAGCUGAUACGACACUCCGUUGUAUGCAAGCUUUGGUCAGGGUUCAGGCCCGUGUUAGAGCAAGGCGAGUUCGCAUGGCUUUGGAAAACCAGACUGAUCAGCAAAAUACUUCACCAGAGCACACGACCGUGGCACGUGUCAGAGAAAUUGAGGAUGGCUGGUGUGAUAGUAUUGGUUCUGUGGAAGAUAUCCAAGCAAAACUUUUAAAGAGGCAGGAAGCAGCAGCUAAACGUGAGCGAGCCAUGGCCUAUGCUCUAGCUCAUCAGUGGCAAGCAAGUUCAAGACAAAUUACAGCAUUUGAGCCUGACAAGAACAGCUGGGGCUGGAAUUGGCUGGAGAGAUGGAUGGCUGUUCGGCCAUGGGAGAGUCGGUUCCUUGGCACUUACACUGCAGAUGGGAUUUUCGUAGUCAAUGAAACCAAGCAACCUGACAGAAGUGCAACCAAGACCCCCUACAGAAAACCUGUUAAAAAGCAUGAUUCAACCCUUCAAUCAAACAUGUUGAACCAGAAGGGCUUCCCAUCAAACUCAGAGGGUGUUGGCUCCUCGGCAAACCGACCCAGUGGUUUGGUAUCUACUAAAUCUAGACUCAAGGUUUUACCCAGAGAAGGUCCUGAGGAAGCCCCAUCUCGUCCUUCGCCACUUGUGCGGUCCGCUAGUAAUCCGAAGGAGAGGACUUCCGGUAUUAAUUCUGAGAGAACUGGGGACUUGGAUUGUCAAGUUCAUAAAAGGUUCUCCUUGCUAGGGCUGGGCAAAAAACCCGAUACCCGAAACCCGAACCCGAAAAACCCGAACCCGAACCCGAACAACCCGAACCCGAAAAACCCGAACUACAAUUUGGGUAGCAACUUCCGGUACCCGAAAUUAUUUAGGAAAUUUCGGGUUAAACAAACCGGUACUCGAAGUACCCGAAUUACCCGAACAUCCAUAUACUCAGUGUAUUUCAGAAAUAAGAAGUCCUCGACACCUGCCUUCCACACGCAGCAGUGCAGCACGCCACAGCUAGCCGCCGGCCGCCGGUGCUUUCCUUCCAGCUCGUCGUCGCUCGGCGCCCGCAUGCUAGCUCGCUCGACAACCCGCAUGCUGCUGCCUGCAACACGCUACACGCAGGAACACAGCUAGAUGCCUAGCUAGCUCGGCCGCUCCACUUGCAUGCUGCUCACCUGCAUGCUGCUGCCUGCGCAUCGCCGCCGACCAACUGUCCAUCAGCAUGUCGCCCAGUGCCUGCCCGUGCAUCGCCGCCAACCGACUGGAGCAGGAGCACAACUAUACCUGUACAGGACUGCACUGCAGGGGGCAACGGGACUAUAGUGAAGCACACUGAAGAACGACAUGAACAAUGAAGAAGCCAGGAGCCUAGGAGUACAGACUGCCUCGGUAAGAUGUCGGGUAUCUCGGUUUAACCCGAACCCGAACCCGAAAUUUCGGGGGGUAUCAAGUAAUAUCGGGUUGAGUUCGGGUUCAACUGCUGAAUACCCGAAUUUUUAAAAACCCGAACUACCCGACCCGAAUUUUCGGGUAUACCCGAACGCCCAGCCCUACUCCUUGCCUGGCAUUGGUACGUUUACAUACCCACCUGCACUGCUUCUAGCAUGGACUUCUUUUAUAUGAAGAUCUGCAAGACAUUUCUUGUUAUAUGUGCAUAUGGCAUCUGCGUUGUUUAGAUCCUCAUACACACUAGCAUGUUGUAGUAGAAUUUCGCUUUCACGCAUGGGAUACGCUCAGAUUUACAAGGCUGCUUGAAUGAACAUUGAAGUUAAUUGACUUGCUUUGGGCAAAUUACCAGGUUCAGAAGCUGGUAGACACCUGACAAAGAAAGGCACAGUUAACCGAUCCCUGAAGGCCACAAAAGAUUCCCACAUGCUGGGGUCAAGACAUCAUCUUGCCAGUUGCAUUGAUCCAGUUCCCACUAGAGUUGAGCUGGAGACUUAGAAGGCAUGUGAUGCUUGAACAUCGCCAUGGAUUGCACUUAGCAUAGCAAGUAGCAACUUGGAUGCCAUUCAUGUCUGCAUGGCUGCAUCGUUUGUACUGGCGGCAGCGGCUUCUUUCAACACCGAAUAUGCACGUCAGCAUGUCCAUACAUGCUGAGGUUACCCCAUUGGGCCUUUGAGAUGUAAAUUAUGUCGUUCAGUCGAGUGGUAUGCUUAUCAUGUGUUUAUCGGUGUAUGAUGUUGGUAUAGUUGUAACUUGGAAGGCUAAGCGAAGUUGUACUGUUGUAUUUGGUAUUGCCGUAUUGAUAUAUAGAUUGCACAUGCGUCUUG